Messenger RNA from Meriones unguiculatus (Mongolian gerbil), 4522 nucleotides. RefSeq names its product exocyst complex component 2 (gene Exoc2). The transcript has 29 exons. The coding region runs from base 309 to 3083 and encodes 924 amino acids. NCBI's taxonomy places the organism in Eukaryota, Metazoa, Chordata, Mammalia, Rodentia, Muridae. The record is from RefSeq and is a predicted model, not a curated record. Gene Ontology annotation, cellular component: exocyst. Gene Ontology annotation, biological process: exocytosis; Golgi to plasma membrane transport.
CGGUCCAUCCAGGGCUCGGCGUUCGGCUAGGCGGCGGAUCGACGCGCUCGGCGCUCCCGGCGUGCGGAAGUGCGGCCCUUCGGCUAGCUGCAAUAGCCGGGGAGCUGGGGUGGGUCGGCAGGGACCUGACGCCGGCUGCAGCUAGCAGAAGCUGGAGUGGGUUGAAGAUCAGCCAGCUUGAGACUCCAGGCUUUGGCUGUGCCACGUGAGAAGAUGGCUUAGCUGUGACCUCAGGAACCAGGGCGAUUUUGAGUAGCGCUUCUUGGUUGCUUCUGUAACUGGAUCACGUGUUUCCUGUACAAAGCACAAUGUCUCGAUCCCGGCAGCCCCCGCUUGUGACGGGCAUCUCUCCAAAUGAAGGGAUACCUUGGACCAAGGUCACAAUUAGAGGGGAGAACCUGGGUACUGGUCCCACUGAUCUUAUAGGCUUGACAAUUUGUGGGCAUAAUUGCCUCCUCACGGCAGAAUGGAUGUCUGCGAGCAAAAUUGUGUGUCGAGUGGGACAAGCCAAAAAUGACAAAGGAGAUAUUAUUGUCACAACCAAGUCAGGGGGCAAAGGAACCUCAACAGUCUCUUUUAAGCUGCUCAAACCUGAAAAAAUAGGCAUUUUAGAUCAAUCUGCAGUAUGGGUAGAUGAAAUGAAUUAUUAUGAUAUGCGGACUGACAGGAAUAAAGGGAUUCCUCCCUUGUCUCUUCGUCCUGCAAAUCCUCUUGGCAUUGAAAUUGAGAAAAGUAAACUUCCUCAGAAGGAGUUGGAAGGGCUGUUCCCUGGCAUGAGUGCUGAUUUCACAAGUGAGAAUUUUUCAGCAGCCUGGUAUCUCAUAGAGAAUCAUUCCACCACCAGUUUUGAACAGCUCAAGAUGGCAGUCACCAACCUCAAAAGGCAGGCCAACAAGAAGAGCGAGGGUAGUUUGGCGUACGUGAAGGGUGGCCUCAGUACCUUCUUUGAAGCUCAAGAUGCUCUCUCAGCUAUCCAUCAAAAACUAGAAGCAGAUGGAACAGAAAAAGUAGAAGGCUCCAUGACACAGAAAUUGGAGAAUGUCCUCAACAGAGCAAGUAAUACUGCUGACACAUUAUUUCAAGAAGUGUUAGGUCGAAAAGACAAGGCAGAUUCCACCAGGAACGCACUCAACGUGCUUCAGCGAUUUAAAUUUCUCUUCAACCUUCCUCUCAAUAUUAAACGAAAUAUUCAAAAGGGGGAUUAUGACGUGGUUAUUAAUGAUUAUGAAAAAGCCAAGUCACUCUUUGGGAAAACAGAGGUGCAAGUUUUCAAGAAAUAUUACGCUGAAGUAGAAGCAGGAAUUGAAGAUCUGAGAGAAUUACUUCUGAAGAAGUUGCUCGAGACUCCGUCAACCUUACAUGACCAAAAACGCUACAUAAGGUAUCUCUCUGACCUCCAUGCACCUGGUGACCCUGCAUGGCAGUGUAUCGGAGCUCAGCACAAGUGGACCCUCAAGCUCAUGCAAGACUGCAAAGAAGGCCACAUGAAGAGCCUGAAAGGUAACCCAGGCCCACACAGCCCCAUGCUUGACCUGGAUAAUGAUGUGCGCCCCUCCGUGUUGGGCCAUCUCAGUCAGACAGCGUCACUGAAGAGGGGCAGCAGCUUUCAGUCCAGUCGCGAUGACACAUGGAGGUACAAAACUCCCCACAGAGUGGCAUUUGUUGAAAAAUUAACCAAGCUUGUGUUAAGUCAGUUGCCUAACUUCUGGAAACUCUGGAUUUCAUAUGUUAAUGGAAGUCUUUUCAGUGAGACUGCUGAGAAGUCAGGCCAGAUUGAAAGAUCGAAGAAUGUAAGGCAGAGACAAAAUGAUUUCAAGAAAAUGAUUCAGGAAGUAAUGCACUCCCUGGUGAAGCUGAUCCGGGGAGCCCUGCUCCCUCUCAGUCUCCGAGAGGGUGAUGGGAGGCAGUAUGGAGGCUGGGAGGUGCAGGCGGAGCUCUCAGGGCAGUGGCUUGCACAUGUCAUCCAGACCAUAAGGCUGACUUACGAAUCAUUGACUGCCCUGGAAAUUCCCAAUGACAUGCUACAGAUUAUCCAGGACCUAAUUUUGGAUCUCCGUAUACGUUGCAUAAUGGUGACGUUGCAACAUACAGCAGAAGAAAUUAAGAGAUUAGCUGAAAAAGAAGAUUGGGUUGUUGACAAUGAAGGACUGACUUCCCUACCGUGUCAGUUUGAACAGAGCAUCGUGCACUCCCUGCAGUCAUUGAAGGGUGUUGUAGAUUGCAAGCCUGGAGAAGCCAGCGUCUUUCAACAGCCUAAAACACAGGAGGAGGUUUGCCAACUAAGCGUCAACAUCAUGCAGGUUUUUAUAUACUGCCUGGAACAGCUGAGCACCAAGCCUGAUGCAGACAUAGAUACUACUCAUCUUUCUGUUGAUGUUUCUUCACCUGAUUUGUUUGGAAGCAUCCAUGAAGACUUCAGUUUGACUCCAGAGCAGCGGCUUUUGAUAGUCCUGAGCAAUUGCUGCUAUUUAGAACGUCACACCUUCCUAAACAUAGCACAACAUUUUGAAAAGCACAGCUUCCAGGGAAUAGAAAAAAUAACACAGGUUAGCAUGGCAUCACUGAAAGAACUAGACCAGCGACUCUUUGAAAAUUACAUUGAGGUAAAAGCAGAUCCUAUUGUUGGAUCCUUGGAACCUGGGAUAUAUGCAGGCUAUUUUGAUUGGAAAGACUGUCUGACUCCAACAGGUGUCAGGAACUAUUUAAAAGAAGCAUUGGUGAAUAUAAUUGCUGUGCAUGCAGAGGUGUUCACUGUUUCUAAAGAACUGGUGCCCCGGGUCCUGGCCCGUGUGGUGGAAGCAGUCUCCGAAGAGCUGAGCCGGCUGAUGCAGUGUGUCUCAUCCUUCAGCAGAAAUGGAGCACUGCAGGCCAGACUUGAAAUCUGUGCUCUCAGGGACACUGUAGCCAUUUACCUGACUCCGGAAAGCAGGUCUAGUUUUAAACAGGCCCUGGAGGCCCUGCCUCAGCUUGCAAGCGGUGCAGACAAAAAGUUACUGGAAGAGCUGCUCAACAAGUUCAAGAGUAGUAUGCACUUGCAGCUCGCCUGUUUCCAAGCUGCAUCUCCAGUAACGAUGAAAACAUAGACGCCUGUGGAAGAAGAGCAUGCAGAGAUAGCAAGUGCAAGGCUGUCCCUCUCCUGUCCCAUGUCCAACACUGCACUGAACCUCUCUCUUCACCAGCAUGGUGGUGCAGAAAGGUGUUGGUGGGUAUUUAAUUUCAACCUAUUUAAAUCUCCCCAUUUUAGAUGUCCAAAUGAGCAAGUUCUGUUGUUACUAGCUUUGAUCCUGUAAGGCUACAUAGCACACUCUUGGAAAUAUUUUUUUCUUAGCUAAAUGUCGCAUGGUGUGAGCUUCAGGGGCCUUCUCCCGAGUGUCCUGAAGUGGCCCAUGUGUGAAUGUGAUUCUCGGUGCCACUUUACCAGGCUUCAGUGUUGGCAGUUUCCAACCCAGGUGAGGCAUUUGAGAAGAAAUGUGAAGUCACAGCCUUGGAGCUCUGUCCUAAAUUUUUAAACCACCAUUCCAUACAAGAAGUUCUAAGCUCCGUAUAUUUUAAAGAAAAAUAUACAGUCUGCAUAUAGAAAGGUUACUCUUUGGAUAAUUUAUUCUCAGAUGCCCAUAAAUGAACUCUUGAGUUUCACAGUCUGGCUUUAAUUUUUGCCAGCGCUAAACAUUGAAGCUUCUAGUUCUCACUCACACUUGAGUUGAUGUAUCGCUGUGCAGUGCUUUGGUGUGGAUUCUCAAGGACCUACAUGUGGAGGCCCUGUUACACCCACAGCUCUGUGGGAGCCUUGUGGUCUUCAGUGCAACCUAAAAAUGAAGUCAGGCUCCUGGGCAAGGCAGUGCUCCUUCCCUCCAGCAGGUCGCUCCCCUCUGCCACUUGCCACCCUUUGAAGUGUCUUGCUCCAUAGCUGGAAACAUGCCGCUCUGGCACAGUCUGUGCUUUGUAAAGAUCUGAGGUGCCCUGGGUCACCAGGCAUUGAGCAGUGACUCAUUACUGACUGGCCUGUGCAGAAGAAUAAGGUCACUGUGACCUGCAAGCAGCUCUUUCACCUCACUCCAUCCUACCCUCGCUUCACUUUUCAAAAUGAGCUAUGGAUAAUGUAGACUUCUCUCUUUUAAUUGACAAAGUCUGUGUUCAAGUAACUCCAUAGCACAGUGUGUAUGCACUAUGGAUUAUUUGAGUUUAGUAAAUGUAUAUUUAUCACAGUAACUGAAAGUACAGAUUUAACCCUUUACAAAUGUGUUGACAAAUGUGAUGAGUAUUUGUAGCAUUGUCUCUCCUUGGUGCACUGGUAUUACAUUUAAGAUAACCAAACUGAAUUCCAAAGCAGAGUGUGGAAUCAUUUGUUAUUUUAAAAACCUAAUAGACACAGUACACAAAGCAUUUGUCUUCCUUCUCUGUAAGAUGCUAUUUGGUUGACAUUUCACCUCAAGGUGUCUUUAUUUCAACAUUUUUAUUAGCUCUGUAAUUGUUUAUAUUUCUGGUUUUAAUAUCCAAAAUAAAUAGUUGAGUUUUGGUUUUA